This is a messenger RNA of Zeugodacus cucurbitae (melon fly), 1286 nucleotides long. RefSeq names its product RAB6-interacting golgin (gene Gorab). The record is from RefSeq and is a predicted model, not a curated record. The transcript is spliced from 4 exons. The coding region runs from base 17 to 1039 and encodes 340 amino acids. Lineage: Eukaryota; Metazoa; Arthropoda; Insecta; Diptera; Tephritidae. Gene Ontology annotation, biological process: non-motile cilium assembly.
UAGUUUACAUUUAGACAUGUCGAACAAAUUCGACGGCUUCAGUCAGGAUGAGAUAAAGAAAGUUUCUGGAGGUUCUACUAACAGAAGUAAUCAAGGCCAGCAAAUAGCGGAUACCAUAAAGCCAGCAUUUCGUGGACAGCAUGGAGGUAUAAGACGCAUGCCUGAGAAGUGGUCAAGAUCGGUUGAACCUCAAAGAAAAGAAAGCAAGGGUUCUCAAUCAUCAAGAUCCGUAUCUACGGGCAUACUAAGCAAUAAAUCUGAAAAAAUUACUGGAAAAGAAAUUGAUACAUUGGAGGACAUCAACCUUGACGGCAGCAUGUCUAAGUCAAUUGAGGAGGCGCUCUUCUUCCAACCCAUGUGCAAGCUAGCUGUAAAGCCAAACGAUGCGAAAAACGUUAAUACCACAGAAUUAAAUGAAUCUUCAAUUUUAAAACUGCCAACCGGAGAUAAUAAUGUAUCUUCCACAUCUACAAACGAAGCAAACGACUCUUCAAUACUUCCAACAUCACAAGAGUCAAAAGCAUCAACUCCCACUGUGGACUUAUUGAACACUGAUUCACCCUUUAAAGGAAUGUCUCUGAGGGAAUUUGAAUCACAACGCAAAUUGAUUGAGGAACAAAAUAAACAGAAAAAGGAACUACUACAUAAAGCCAUAGAAUUACAUUCACAAAAAACGGCUGCGGAGACACGGAAAAUUGCUGAAAUCAAAGAGGAACUGGCCAAAUUGGACAAUGACCUAGCGCUUGACGUGUCAAUACUACGAAAGCAAAUUGAUAAUGCUUGUAUUUAUUUUUCGCAAGUCGAGAAACAGUACAUCAAAAUAGAGGCUCAAUUCUUAAAAGCAAAAAUAGAUUUGCAUAAUGCGGCGGAGAAAAAGGAGUUGCUCACCGAACACUUAUGUACGGUAAUUGCUCACAAUGAGGAUCGCAAAGCACAAAAGCUCUCGGAACUUAUGCAGAAAGUAGGAUUAACAGAGACGGGGGACAUAGUGACGCAAUAUGCAAUAAAUGGUGAAAAUCAUGAAAAUCAAGAGCAUUAAAACUAUAAAACAUUCUAACAUAUUUUACACUUAACUAUCUCAAAUUUAACAAAUAUGAACAAUAAUUAUAAUUAUUUACUUGUAUAAAUAUGUAUAAUCAAAUAACUCACAAGUUUAAGUUUAAAUAUCAUAUUUCGUGUUGAACAAAAUGUAAGCAAUAUAUUAUCUAUAAUUAGAUGUAUUUAAACUAAAAGCUGUUAUGUAUUUAUUAAAGUUGGAUUUUUUUCCGUACUAAAUUAUUCCAAAU